This is a messenger RNA of Betta splendens (Siamese fighting fish), 1198 nucleotides long. RefSeq names its product chondromodulin (gene cnmd). NCBI's taxonomy places the organism in Eukaryota, Metazoa, Chordata, Actinopteri, Anabantiformes, Osphronemidae. The coding region runs from base 1 to 909 and encodes 302 amino acids. Gene Ontology annotation, biological process: negative regulation of endothelial cell proliferation; negative regulation of angiogenesis. The record is from RefSeq and is a predicted model, not a curated record. The transcript is spliced from 5 exons.
AUGCCUGAUUCUUUAUGUGAAAGAAACAAAAAUGACUGUGCAGGGAAACAGGAGAAGCUCCACGGAGCUGGCUGUUUUUCCCCCUGCGUGUCACUUUCAUUGUGUUUUCCACAGUGUGAUUUACAUAACUUGACUAAUCAGCCGCGCUUUGCCCGCCACCAGGUUUAUAGCGUUCGUUACAGCGCGAACAUGGACGGGGAAGCGAGGGAGGGCUCCGUGGAAAUGGAUUCUGACAACAACCUGGAGAGAUUUGAAACCGGGAACGGAGCUGGGGAAGCGGUGGAAACGCGUGACUUUCAAACUGGAAUAACUGGAAUCCGCUUCGUUGGAGGAGACAAGUGCUACAUAAAAUCCCAAAUCAAAGGCAGCCUUCCACACAUGGGAGCUCACAACAAAGAGUCACUGAUGUCUGACCUGACGGAUAAAUUAACGCCGGCGAGGUCUGACGACGGGCUGGUUUGGGCCGCAGGAGAGCAGCCGCUGAAGGACACCAGCUUCCUGAGCAACCACUGCAGAGACCUUCCCAUUCACCGGCUCCAGCCCACUUCACCUAAAGCUUGCUUUCCUCUAUUCUCUCACCUGACGCCACAACAAAUGCAUUCCAUUAUUCUAUAUUUCCACGGUUCGUUCAGAUCUCGCAAAUUUAAAAAAAAAACGUUGGUCUUGGCUUUAAAAAUGAACACGGCAUCAAUACUGCAGCGCAGCGGAGGGGCCGGAGACAAGGGAGCCGUGACCUUUGACCCGGCGCUGGAUCACCGGGGGGUCCGCUGCUACACCCACUGUCAGAGAACGCGCGAGCCUCCGCGGGGCCGCUGGCCUUGGCCCUGCAGCAUCAGAGGGUGCCAGGUAGCUUGCCGGGUAAUUAUGCCCUGUCGCUGGUGGGUGGCACGCUUUCUAGGCGCCGCGUAAGAGCGGCUCCUGCAACAGACACGUCUACAAUCUAAGCUUCUAUUUUAAUUUCGCCACAGAUUGACACUGGAAACCGUGUGAAAGCUGUACUUAUUAAAAAAUGCUAAUGAAUCAGAUGGAAAUACAUACACAGACAUAUCUGAGAGCAGGUGAUUUCUAUGUGUAGACAGCUGCUUUAUACAUAGCAAAACUAAAAUAUAUAAAAUGUCAUAUUUUUCGACCACGUCCAUUUUUGCAUCACAUGAGCCUCCAUGCACUGUAUCCUGUUUAAUGGAGGGCACGGGACUGG